Messenger RNA from Cornus florida, 3240 nucleotides. RefSeq lists its product as uncharacterized. Bases 634 to 1335 code for a protein of 233 amino acids. NCBI's taxonomy places the organism in Eukaryota, Viridiplantae, Streptophyta, Magnoliopsida, Cornales, Cornaceae. The transcript is spliced from 2 exons. The record is from RefSeq and is a predicted model, not a curated record.
GUGGCGGGUGGAUUGCUACUCAUGAUAGUGCAUAGCGGGAAAGGAGAUUGGUGAAAAAUUUAAAAAUAGUGAGGAUAAUUUGGACCAAAAGAGUAUUUUUAUUUUUUUUACAAUUACUUUAAUUUAUUAGCUUUUUCACUCCUACGCAUAUGGUCGUAUAUUAUACCACCAAAAUAAGUAAAUAACAAUCUAUUUUUAAUGUGCACGAGCACAGCUACAACAUAUUCUGUUAUGUUUUGUUUUUUUUUUUUUUUUUUUUCAAUAAUUCUUCAAAAUAUAAGAAAUAAAAUAGCCAAUCUCCUCCUUCAAAUGACAAUAUUUGCUGGCUGUAAAAUAUUUUAAAGCUUAUAAAUAUUUUUAUUUUUUAGCGAUUGCUUGUAGUAAAAUAUUUAGAAAAAAUAAUAAUGUGUCUAAAAGAAAAGGAAAAAAAAAAAAGAAUAAAUAAAAAAAAAGAUAGAUAUAGAUGGGUACUUCAAAGGAUUCAAAAGGCUAUCAAUAUCGUUUGAGACCUAGCUAAAGCGCACGUGACUGACGACGUCGACACCCAUUAGACAAUCCCCUUUGUGAUCGAGAGAGAGGAUUCAAGGCAAGAAAACCCUAAUUUCCGAGAAGAAACCACCGUUAGCGGCGGCAAUGGUAAGAUCAUUGUUUUUGGUUGCGUGUUUUUAUAAUGGCGAACAUUGUGGUGCAAUUUAUGAAAUCGAAAUUGGUGACGGAGGAGCUAAAUUCAUCGAUCCUCCGCGUAAAUUGUUUACUUGCUUUGAAGAAAGAUGUCAGUCAGUGGUUGAUUGUGAUAUGAUAGGAUCGGAGAUAUGCUUGAUGGCUUCGUAUAGACCAUUGGGUAUGCACAAAUUUAUCCCGUUCGAACCCCUUGUUUUCAAUACAGAUGCCAAAGAGCUCAUGGAGUUGCCAAUGCGAAAAGCAAAAAAACCUUAUCCGAGAGUGAUGGCAGUGCUUGGAAGAGGGUUUUAUGUGCUUGCUUCAGAUACCAGGUGUUCCGGCAUCCUCACAAAAUCCCCUUCGUUUGAACGUUUGGAUCAUCUUAAAGGCGAUUGGGAUUCUUCUGCUAUCCUACCUGAGUACCGUGCGGAGGAAAUUGAAAGCAUGUAUGUCUCGGGUGGAGCAGUCAUCGGUGACAACAUUCUCAUUUCAGUUGUAAGUUUAUUUUCUAGUAGCCCAACUGAAUUCCAUUGUUACAAAGUCGGGAGUUCCAUGGAGAAUUGGGAGGUCGUUGAAAAGGAAGAAAAGGGUGUGCCAUAUUACUACUUCGAUGGAAGGGCUGCAUGUGUUGAUGAUUCGGUAUACACUUUGGUGUUUUCUGUUGGUUGCAUAUAGUGUCAGAUAUUCUGGCGAUGGUAUCAUUCAAUCUCUCAGUGCUCCACGGAUAAUUACCCGACCGCCAGAGUCUCCAAUAUUUCCAGAAGACUUAUGCACCUCAUGUCUUGUUCAUUUGGGAAAUAGAGAAUUUUGUGUGGCGAGGACUGAGUUCAAUGUAUGGUCUCGUAGUAAAGUUCAAUAUGUUACCAUCAUCACCCUGAAAAUUUCCGAGAGCAUGGAACCGGUCAUCUUGAGUUCAGAUGACUGCGCCUUGAAUACGGAUGGCUUAGGUUAUGCACAAUUAACAUCCCUUUGUUUUAACUCCCAGUCUUAAGGACCAUUCUGGGUGCUAUAUGGAUCCCUGUAUCUACACGCAUUUGCAGCAAAUGAACAUUGAUCCACCAAAGCUGGAGUUGGUACCUGUGGGCAGUCAACCUGCUAGAAAAAGAGUCAGCAACUCAGCCUCAGUUUCUGGGAAAAGAAAUAAGGAAAUUGCCCUAAUCUAACUGUUCUCCAAAUUUCAAAAUAUUACUUCUGUGGUUGCAUUUAUCACUGUGACAGAAGGAGGUUUUAAUUUUGCUAUGGUGUUUCAUUAUUUAGGAUCAGUAAUUCAUAUUGGGGGAGAAAUUGGAGAUCACCUUAAUCAUUAGAAAUAAAGUGAUAAAUUAAAUGGAGGAGUACAUCUAGUAUAUUAUGUAAUAAGCAUUUCCCUUUAUGAUUGAAAGGGGAGUUAUAUCGAACGGCUAUUAGACCAGCCAUACUCUAUGGUACCGAAUGUUGGGUAGUCAGGUAACAACAUUUUGCAUAAGGUGGGUGUGGCAGAAAUGCGAAUGUUGAGACAUAUGUGCGUGCAGUAAGAAUAGAAAUGACAGAAUUAGAAAUGAUCACAUUCAGGAGAUGGUUGGAGUAGCACCAAUUGGGGGAUAAAAUGAGAGAAAAUUGGUUACGAUGGUUUGGUGAUGUGCAAAGUAAACCUUAAGUGCAUUGUUUAGUAAAGGUGACAUAGACCAAAGUUAACGGAGAUAUAGUUAGUAAAGAAUAGCUGGUGGAUUGACUGGAACUAUGGCCUUAAUUGGGAAAAGGCUUGGUUGUGGUGGUGGUGCUUGUUCUUUCUCUCUUCUGGGUAAGAUCGACGUAAAUAUGACAGCGGAAUUGGGACCUUCACCUUCCCGUUUUGGGAGGGGUAAGAAAUGCCGCUCAAGUUUAUGAAUUUAGUAAUUUUUAUUUUCACUUUUGGUGUAAUUUAUUACUUAACAAGAAACUCACACCCAUUUGCCCCUAUGGGGACUUGAACCCUCACCUUCUACUUUGGGAGGUACAGGAGGUACUACUAGGUUUCAGUCCUUAGUACUUUUGGUGCAAUGCAUAUUAAAUAUCUUUUUUUGACUCCCUUCUUUCAAUCCGUUUGGAAAUUAUUCAAGAGUUGACUUGUUUUUUAUAGUUAUUAUAUGUUGAUCAUGUGGUUAGACGAUCACUCUAUUUCUUUAAAAUAAAACUAAUGUCUCACUGGAAAUAGUUUAAUUUAUCACCAAUUCUCCUAAAAUCGCCUAAACUUAUGUUGGUUAUUCACCCUGGAGGGAUAUAUUUAUCCCUGGUGAAGCUGCAGAUUCUGCUCCCAAAUUAUCUUAAACAUCAGCUUAGCUGUAGACUUAAAAAAAAAAAAGAAAAAGAAAAAGAAAUAAUAGGGAAUGGGGACCAAAUACAUAGUAUAAUGUGUUUUUUGGUACUCACAAGUGAUACAUAUUUGGUGCAGGCUAAAUCGGUGAAGGAAUUCCUGAAGCCGCUGGGUCUUCGAGACUAUUCAUUUAUAUUCAAAGAUGAGGACGUGUGUGAAUUUUAUAGCUUUCCUUUGUUAACAGCAAUUUUAUGUACUUGCUUUGGUUCUUACCCUCAGAAAUUCCAUCACUGGUUGAUGUCUCCUGC